This is a messenger RNA of Austrofundulus limnaeus, 8304 nucleotides long. RefSeq names its product vacuolar protein sorting 13 homolog D (gene vps13d). Gene Ontology annotation, biological process: mitochondrion organization; protein retention in Golgi apparatus; protein targeting to vacuole. Gene Ontology annotation, molecular function: protein binding. The record is from RefSeq and is a predicted model, not a curated record. Lineage: Eukaryota; Metazoa; Chordata; Actinopteri; Cyprinodontiformes; Rivulidae.
CAUGUCUCCUCUAAGAGAGUGAAGCUGUUUGCCAAGACUAUUUCCUACCAUACCUUGAAGAGUGCUCUCAUUCCUCUUGAGAGUACAGGAUGUUGGAGAGUCUUGUGGCCUGGGUGCUGAACACAUAUCUGGGAAAAUAUGUCAGCAAUCUGAACACAGAUCAGCUCUCUAUUGCACUUCUCAAAGGUGCAGUGGAGCUGGAAAAUCUCCCACUAAGGAAAGAUGCCCUUCGAGAUUUUGACCUGCCUUUUGAAGUCAAAGCAGGAUUCAUUGGCAAGAUCAGUCUCCAGAUCCCUUUCUACCGACCUCACAGUGACCCAUGGGUCAUUUCCAUGUCGCAGCUCAGCCUCAUCAUUGGCCCCACCCAGCAGCAGGAGUAUGAUAGAGAGAAGGAAAGACAGGAAGAGAAGAAACGCAAAAAAGUCUUUCUCAAGGCUCUAGAAGACAAGUUUAAGAAUGAGUGUGAUCAGAAGGGAGAGUCCUACUGGUAUUCUGUCACUGCAUCACUCGUCACCAGAAUUGUAGAAAACAUUGAGCUGAAGAUUCAAAACGUCCACCUUCGCUUUGAGGAUGACAUUUCAAACUCAAAGAAGCCCUUUGCUUUUGGAGUUUGCAUCAACAAUGUAUCUGCUCAAAAUCCCUCCAACGUGUCMGUCCAGAAGGAGCUUCGACAAAAGCAGCUGGAGAUUAAAGACUUUAGUGUUUACUGGGAUCCAGAGUGUGAAAUGCUUGGAAAUCUGCCUGCAAGUCAGAUUCAGGAUGCRAUGACAGAGUGUAUGAAGAGUCGUGAUCAUCAGUACAUUUUUGAACCAGUUGGUGCAUCUGUGCUUCUGAAGAGAAACACUUCUAAGGAGCCUCUGAGGUCUCGAAACCCCCCUCGAAUCGAAGGCCAGGUCCAGCUGGAGCCCAUGUCUUUACGCCUUUCCCAGGUUCAGUACCAGCAAAUAAUGGCUUUUCUUAAAGAACUGGAUCGCAGGGAGAAAAGGAUGUUAUACAAAAAUUUGAGACCCGAAGUACCAAUUUCAGGGAACUGUCGGAUGUGGUGGAUAUUUGCCAUUCAGGCUAAUCUGAAAGAAAUAAGAGAACAGCGACAACGAGGCACCUGGAGUUUUGCUUUGCAACGAUCUCGAGAUGCACAGACCUAYACAAGCCUUUAUUUUAAAAGGCUCAAAGGAGUUCUGCUGAGUCCUCAGGAAGAGAGUGAACUGGAUCGAAUAGAAGAGGAGCAGACGUUGGAGGAGCUAUGCAGCCUCAGAGAAGUCGUCCAUGACUGGAUUUUAAAACAGGAACAGACAGCUGAGAAUUCCAGAGAGCCAAACAAUGACYCUCAGCCUGUUCCACCCAGCGCAUCAAUUCCAAAAAGUGGCAGCUCAAGGAUGAUUCAGUACCUCCAGUCUUGGUUCCCAGGGUGGGGGGGCUGGCAUGGAGAUWCCCAAGAUCCAGAUAGACCUGAAGAGCUAUUGCCAAGUCCUUCGACCUGGGACAUUCUAGCAGAGACAGAGGACUUGUUUGACCCGUUGGAAGAUUCUUACAGUCUGAACACAUUCACCAGGCGAGAUCACAUGUUUGCGCGGCUGGAGUUCUUGUUAGAAAAAGGCAGCGUAACGCUCUUCCAGCAAGACAGAAAGGGGCUCACGUUGCAUGAGAGUGGCCUCAUCCAGCUGGAAUUCUCAGGGGUGAAGGUAAUAGUUGAGUCUCUCCCUCGUUCAGAGUCGUCACUACUCUCUGUUCAGCUGGGUAGUUUGUUUCUGAGAGACCUAACCACCCAGGGGUCCAUCUUUCCAUUUCUAAUAUCUCCCAAAAUGGGCAGUGUUGUUGGGGCCAUCAAUCAACCACUGACUCAAUCCAGAGGGUGCACAUCCCCAGUGUUUGAGAUGAUAUACGAGCGCAAUCCUGUGAAGUCCAAGUUUGAGAGAAGACUUGAAGUGAACACUAGUCCAUUAAACAUAAUCUAYAAUCCUCAAGCAAUGAAAAAAGUAACUGAGUUCUUCUAUAAAGGAAGAGUUCACACCUCUGGAUUUGGCUAUCAGUCGGAGCUGGAGUUGCGAGUGGCAGAGGCUGCCAGGAGGCAGUACACCAAGCUGAAGAUGCAAACCAAGGCUGAAAUUCGACAAACCAUUGAUCAGCUUCUUGUGGGAGAGUUUAUUGAAAACAGUAAACGUUGGACCAUGAAACUGGACAUCUGUGCACCUCAGGUGGUUUUCCCAGAUGACUUUCAGUCAGCCGACCCAAUGCUKGUUGUGGUGGAUUUAGGCAGAAUUCUUCUUACAAACUCACAAGGGAAUGGUAACACCAGCUUAAAAGCUACUCAACCUGAAAGUGAAGACAUGAGUGAUGAUGAGUACAAGACRCCUCCUGCAACCCCACCUGAGUCUCCAGCACCUGAAUUUGACACACCUUUAAAAGUAGCUAAAAGCCCUGAACUUCCUAACCUUGCAUUCCAAGAGGGAGGUCAAGCCUAUAGCAAAAAAUUGUAUGAGAAAUACUCMUUGUCCUUUAAAGACCUACAGAUAAUGGUUGGUCACUAUAAGGACAACUGGAAACAUCUUCAUGAAAGUGAAGUAGGCCCUACCCAUGUUGUAGAAAAGUUCAAUGUGCUACUGCAGCUUGAGCAGAGACUACGCUACACAUCCGACCCUCAGUUACCCGGGGCUGUUCUUUCAGGAACUCUGCCAGAUCUCAAGGUCCAUGUUAACCUUGAAAAAAUGACUGCCCUUAGAAGUUGUCUUGCCAGGCUAAGCAGUCCAGCUGUGAGUGAAGGGGACAUAACGUCAGAAAAAGAUCCUAGUGUAAUGUCCCCAGAUCCUCUCUCACUCCGACAUGACAAGAUUUUUYACAGAGUGGACAGUUCCUGGAAGCUGCAGGAUUCAUCCAAGUAUCUGACCCAGAGUGUGACGACAUUAGAACAACACACACGUGAAGUACUGGUGGAAUCACGUCUUCUGUUAGCUGAAUUUAAUAUCGUCUAUAUGCAGCUUGGUGUAGAAAGCGAUGGUCGCUACAUAUCUGUUCUCAAGGUAUUUGGCACAAAUGCUCAUUUUGUCAAACGACCCUAUGAUGCUGAGGUUUGUCUGACUGUUCAUGGCCUGCUCCUUGUUGACACUUUACAAACCUAUGGUUCAGACUUCGACCUUCUUGUUGCUUCUCAUAAGCAUCUGAGUUUUGACAUACCCACUGGCAGCCUGAAAGAGAGYCAGCCAUCUUCUCCCAUCACAUGUGAUGACAGGUCUCCUGAGCAUCAGGGGAACCAUUCUGAGUUACCCACCAGUUUAAACAUAGGCAGCUUGUCCCCAGUCAGUUCUGUCCUCAAAGAUGAAGAAGCCCUCAUUAAGCUUGAGUACCAGUUUGUGAGCUCAAACUGUCCUUCUAUGAACCUUGAUAGCUCCCUUCAAGUUAUAAGCAUGCAGGUCAACAACUUGGACAUCAUCCUCAACCCUGAGACUAUGGUGGAGCUUGUUAAGUUCCUUCAAAAAUCUUUCCCGAAAGAGGAAAGCACCUGGAUACCAUCAGCUCAGCAACGUACAACACAGAGUUACAAUAAAGAAGAGGACAGAGCAUAUCAGGCCACCUAUGACCAGAACAAAGAACUAACUGUGGAGAUCAACCGCCUCAACCUGCUUCUACUUCGGACUGUGUCCACUGGCACUUCCUUGGGUGCUGAGAAAAAAGGACGGAAGAUUGCCACUGCCAGCAUCACUGGUACCAAGGUCACUGUAUCUCUUGGAAGUCGUUUGGACAUCAGUGGUUCUCUUGGAUCUAUGCAUCUAGUUGAUCUAACCCAGGACAAAGGCCGUAGCCAGUUUGUGGUGAGCAUUGGGAGUGUUGAUGACAGCUCUUCAAAUYUUGAUGGAACACCACUCUUCUCUGAUACAAAACAUCCUUCUACAGAUGCUUUGAACUUUCAACUUMAGGAAAAAUCUCAAGGAGAGUGUUCCUUGCAACUUGACAUGGCAUCAUUACACUACAACCAUUCAGCCAAGUUCCUGCGGGAGCUCAGUCUUUCAGCCAAUGAACUUGAAGACAAUUUUCGCUCCAUGCUAAAAAUKGCUGCUACCAGAGUGUCAACUGUUUUAGCUACCAAAACAGCAGAGUACAGCAAUAUGUUUUCACUCUUUGAAACUCCCUCACGGAGAACAGAAACAUUGAGUCAGAGUUUUGCAUAUCCAUUUGAGGAGGAGGAGGAUGAUGUUCUCGCUGAGGAGCCUGAAUCUACUUUAGACAAAUUUUUGGUGAAGUUGACCCUAAAUAUCAACAUUGACUCGCCUGUUGUGUCAAUUCCCCGUAAACCUGGACACCCUGAGCUGUUGAUUGGUCAUCUAGGAAGCAUAACAAUUCAAAAUUUUCUUGACAGCCAAGACUCGGAAGGAGAGAGGCUGCAAGUKUUGGUAAAAGAUAUCCGACUGUAUUCACUCAAUAUGUGUCAUUUAGAUUUGAAAAGGGUGUUCAAAGGGACCAAUGCUGAUGGUUUGUCUCCACCCCAUGAUGAAAGCAUCAAACAGGAAGAAGCACAGUUCACACGUCAUGACUUCUUUGAAUCUCUCAAUUGUGGAAAAGCUUUCCAUAUUCUUAAAGACACUACUGUACAGUUUAACCUGGAAAAAAAAUCUGUGGAUGAAAAUUCACAACUGACUUUACUCACUACAGAAGAGCCCUACAAGAGCACAGGGCAACUGAAAAUUGAGAGCAAGUUUGUCAGUCCUGUUCAGGUCUUCCUCUGCAAACCUGUGUAUGAGCAAGUUCUCCAGACUCUGGACAAUUUAUUGCUGAUUGAGAAGGAAAACGCCACGUCAAGCCAUCCACCUACUCCUCCCCCACCAACGCCUUCAUCCCAUAAACCUCACUGCUUUCCUGACCUCCAAGGAGGACUGUUUGCAAGGGAUAUUCCUAAUAUCACCAUCCCCCAUUCCUCCCUUUCUUCUCCUCUGUCUCUACAAUUGCAUAAACCCACUCCAAGCUUUCUGUCGUUCACYCAGCUGAAGAUCACCUUACACGUACCAGAGCUCCAAAUCCAGCUAAAUGCUGACCUGACUCAGGGUUCUCAGGGUUUAGUCAGUGUGCGCUUCCAAGAUUUGGAGGCUGAUUUUACCAAAGAUCAUCCAUAUUUACUUGAAGUACAGCUUGUUCUGCAUGCUCUACUGAUGGAAGAUCUCCUGGAGCGGAACCCUGACUCUAAGUACAAGCAUUUGAUCUUGUCUCGUGGAGCUCCCAAAUCCUCCACCUUCAAUCCCAAAGAGUAUCUUUCCCAAAGYUGUCCAUCAGCGUCUAAUGCUGUCUAUCCAGACAUGCCCCGUUCAUUGCCUGCCCAGAUGGAAGAAGCCCAGAAUGUUUUUCAGCUCUACCAGAGACAUCCCAGCACACCCUCAUCCUGCAGCCGUAAAACUAAAAAUGACCCAGACUGUCCCAGCACRCCACCUCCUUCUCCUACACCUCAGACCAUUUCUCCUCAGCCUCCUGGAGGCUUUGAUGAUUCAUUAGUUCAUAUAAAUAUGCUCCUUGUUGACCAAAAUCAUCCMGAGUUCAAAACCCGCUACGGGAGAGUAGGGCGACGUGUGGAUGUGGACUUUAACUGUCUGGAUGUUUUGAUCACACUUCAGACCUGGGUGGUGAUUCUGGACUUUUUUGGAAUUGGUUCCACAGCCAAUAAUCACGCAGUAAAGGUGCCAGUCUCACCCCAACCUAUGCCAGUACACUUUCUAAAUGAGCCCGAUGCCUGUGAGGAGGAGACAUCGCAACCUGUCAACACAAAGGUGGACUUAAAGGUUCAUUCUUUGUCGCUUGUGCUCAACAAGAAAUUCAGUGAACUUGCCAGAGCUAGUGUGUCCAAAUUGUCUACUCAGCUGCAAAUGCUUGAUGGUGACCUGACAAUACAAGGAAACUUAGGAAAUUUGUCUCUGAGUGACCUGACACCACAUGGGGACCUGUACAGAGAGCGCUUUACCACCCAAGGACGGGAGGCUCUUGUCUUCAACAUUUUCAAGUACGGACUGCCUGAUCCUAACCUGAAGAGGGAUUAUGACAUUAAAGUGUGUUUGCAGAUGGCCUCUGUCCUGUAUGUGCACACUCAGCGCUUCCAGGCUGAGGUGGUUGCCUUCAUGCAGCACUUUACCCAGCUUCAAGAUGUCCUCGGCAGGCAGAGGGCUGCAAUAGAGGGUCAGACUGUCCAUGAUCACCCACAACGGGCAUCCAGGAUUCUGCUUGAUAUUGAAGCUGGGGCCCCAGUCAUUGUCAUACCUGAGAGUUCACAAUCACCACAUGUGAUUGUGGCCAAUCUGGGUAAGCUGAGGGUGCAGAACCGCUUCCUUCCAGCUGGGGCUCACGGAACAUUCUCCCUCCUAGAUAAGGAGUAUGUCAGGAAUGCAGCAUGGAGGACAAAUGAUCAGGAUAAGCCCACAGACUCUUCUACAGAAGGAACAUAUGGCAGACCACAGGGCACUGGCACAGUCGGAACCCCUGAUGAGAAGGAUUCCCACUCCUCAGAGAAGCACGUGUGCCUGUUGGACUGCAUGGCUCUCGACCUGCAGGAGAUGGAUAUCUUUGCUGCAGAACGUCUGUCUGGUUGUUCGUGUGAUGGUGCUAAUAUUCCUGCAUCCUCCAACCUCAUCUUCCCAUCCUUCUCGUUUUGUCGAACUGGAGAUAACUUCUUGAAAGACUGCUGCCGCCUCAAGCUUCAAAUAGAGCGCAACUUGGACAAGGAGCUGAGCCACGCUGUGCCUGACAUGUCUAUCCAUGGCAGUUUGUCAUCAGUGCACUGCUCUCUAGACAAAAAGCACUAUCAGCUGAUCCGAGGGCUUCUGGAGAACAACCUGGGAGAGCCUGUUGAAGAGUUCCUGCGACCUUACAAUCUGCAGGACCCCAGCAGCUAUACUGUGUUAACUGGAGAUGCCCACUUAAACCUGUCUUUCUUGGUGGAUUUGACGGACGUUAGCCUGGAGCUUCUAGACGGCCCAGCAACCACUGAAUAUAGGCAAUCAUUGGCUAGGUUUGACUUCAUGAAAUCCAAGGUUCUUUUUGAAAGUUUCUCUGAUGGUUCAAAGUCUGUCAACUUGGUGUCUCACUCCCUGCUGGCAUUUGACACCCGCUACACUGAGCCAAAUAUGAGUGCAGAGGAGACGAGACAAAAUGUGUUUGACUGUAUUUUGCAGCCCUCCAAAACAGGCAGUAACCAAGCAUCUCUGCAGCUGGAACUGCAUUACAGAUCUACACGUGAAUCGUCGUGCUUCACGGUGGUCCUCAAUAACCUCAGGGUUUUUCUUAUAUUUGACUGGCUGGAAAUGGUGCGAGACUUCCUGCAGGUGCAGGUUCAUAGGGCCUYUGACACUGCUGAGUCUCAAAAGUAUUGGCACAGUAACAUCGAUUGUGAAUCAGACACUMCUGGGGCUGUCAUUCCAAAGACAGUGAAGAGUGGAGUGGUCACUAAGAGGUCCACAGUACCGGUCACCCAAAACCGCUGCCUGGAGGUGAAAAUCAAUGUGACAGGAACUGAAUUUGUGGUUGUGGAGGACCUGGCCAGUUUCGACACKAAUGCAAUUAUUCUGAAAGGCACUACUGUUCUUACAUAUAAGCCCCGUCUGCUGGAUCGACCCUUCUCUGGCUGUCUGGCAGGAAUCGAGGUUUUCUCCUGUCGGCUGGACAGUGAGCAGGAGACAGCGCUGUCCAUUAUAGACCCUGUGAACAUACAAGUGGAGAUGUGUGGCAGCCCAACAUACCAGAGCAGUUCUGGUCUCCUGGAUGCUUUUAAUGUGGAGGAUAUCCCACCGCUGUUGGAGAUUCAGUUUCCUGCUUUGGACAUCCGUCUCUCCUACAAUGACAUUCAGCUUUUCCUUGCCAUCGCCAAGUCUAUCCCUGCAUCCAGAACUCCAUCUGCAUCAUCUUCUCAAUCAGUUGAGGCCACAGUUCCUCCUAAAGGCAGCAGCACACAGAAGACAUGCAGCCUCAGAGAAAUCAAGCUUAGCCAUUUACAGAACCUUGGUUUUACAAAGACGGACUGCAAAAGAGCCCUGACCUAUUGCAAAGGUCAUCUGGAUCAGGCUGCCACGUGGCUGCUGGAGAACGCAGAAAACAUGGUGGAAAAUUCCAGAGCCAAUGCAGGCUCCAACACCAGCAGUUAUUCUGCUCUUCUGUCUGGGGUGGAGGUGAAGGCAGAGAGAAUCUGCAUUUGUUUCAUUGAUGACUGCCUGGACUGUGACAUACCUCUAGCUGAACUCRCCUUCUCCAGGCUUUUUGUACUGCAGCGUAUUGGUUCCAUCCAGGAAGGUAAAUCCAGCUUUACUCUGUCUGGGAACUACUACAACAGAGAGCUUUCAG